Molecule: messenger RNA, 1304 nt
Organism: Ipomoea triloba (trilobed morning glory)
Lineage: Eukaryota; Viridiplantae; Streptophyta; Magnoliopsida; Solanales; Convolvulaceae
Product: PRA1 family protein F3-like
Exons: 1
Coding region: 84-734 (216 amino acids)
Biological process (GO): vesicle-mediated transport
Cellular component (GO): Golgi apparatus; endoplasmic reticulum
Source: RefSeq, a predicted model, not a curated record
UGUAGUUUGGCGGUUUUGCCCAUACUGUACUGGCAUAAGGAAAACCUUACCAGUUCUCUCUUCUCUGUCCGUUUCUAACAAUAAUGUCUCAAAACCAGAAUUCAUUCUCCGAUUAUGGAUCGCUACCCCACCCCACCCCAAUCUGCACCGGAAAACCCCCUCGUCCACCGCCGCGCGCUUUUAAACCGCAUCUGCCUCCAACAACGCCCAUUUUACGCGCUAGAUCCGAUUACGCAACGCGCCGCCCAUGGCGCGUGUUCUUCGACUACACCUCCUUCUCCCGCCCGUACGAUUCCGCCGAGGCCAUGACCCGCGUCCGCCGCAACCUCAACUACUUCCGCGUCAACUACGCCAUGGUUAUUCUCGUCAUCCUCUUCAUCAGCCUCGUGUACCACCCGAUCUCCAUGAUCGUCUUCCUCGUCAUCUUCAUCGCCUGGUUUUUCCUGUACUUCUACCGGGAAGAUCCGGUAAUGAUUUUCGGAAAGAAUUUUGGUGAUCGCCCGGUUUCGAUCUUAUUGGGUUUGGUGACUGUUGUGGCCUUGGUGUUUACUCACGUUGGGGUGAAUGUGCUGGUGGCUCUGAUCAUUGGGGUUCUGGUUUCGGGCCUUCACGCGGCGAUUAGGGGCACGGAGGAUUUGUUUUUGGAUGAGAAUGAGGCUUCUGAAGGGGGAUUGGUCUCGGUAGUGAGUGAAGGACAAAUGAGGCCCGGUCAUAAUUCUCCCACAAUGCGGUGAUGGAUUUCUUGCAAAUUUUUGGCUUUUUUUCUUAAUUUGAGUUCAAGAUUUGAAUCGAUCGAAUUGCUUGGAGAUCCCAAUUUUGAAAUUUUGAUCGAAGAUUUGGAUACAAUUACUCAUUUCUCACUGUUCUUUGGAUACCUCUUGUCCCCCAACUUGGCUCUAUAUUUGUGGUUUGGUGUUGCUUCCCGGGAAUAUAUUGUGAAGAAGGCUUUUUCAAGGAUGAAUGGAGCAGCAUUUCUAAAACAGAGUAGAUUGUGUAGAACAUAUGCCUGCCUGAUUGGGGGGGAAGGUGAAUUCUUUCCCUCUUGUUAUUUUGAUCUUAUAGAAUUAGGUUGAUGUUUGUUGUGUUCAAUUAGGGUUUGCCACUAGUUUUUCUUUUGAUAUUGUGAGUAAGAACUAGCUGUAGAGUCUGCCUUUUUAUUCAGUUAAAAGUCUAUUUUUUAUUUUUGUUUUUUUGAUUGCAUUGUAUGGUUUCUUGCUGGUCUCUUUAAACUUCAAGUUGUGAUGAUUUGAGACCAAAAAAAUUAAAAAUAAAUAAAGAAAAAAGAUACUUGCGAGUCUUGAUUA